GAAGUGACGUCACGUCCCUUGAACCACGCUACCUCUUUCCUGAAGGCAGUGCGUGAAUGUGGCUUUGCACUCGAGUGCUAUACCUGUAAAAUUGCAAAGGUGGAGUAGAAAUCAUUCCCAAGUGAUCAGACACACAACAGAAGAUUUUUCCUGGACAUAGGUUGACGGUGGCCUUCAGCAAUGUCACGUUUCUUUGCCACCGGGUCCGACAGCGAGUCUGAAUCCUCCUCGUCGGCGGACGAGAUCACCCCUAAAGCGCCCGGAACAACUUUCACCAAGCAGUCAUUGCUACUUAGUGACGAUGAGGAGGACACCAAGAGAGUGGUGCGCAGUGCCAAGGACAAGAGGUUUGAGGAGCUGACGAACCUGAUCAAGACGAUCCGCAACGCCAUGAAGAUCCGAGACAUGUCCAAGUGUCUGGAGGAGUUUGAGCAGCUAUGUCGAGCGUUCCUCAAAAGCAAGACUAUAGUGGACAAGGAAGGGGUGCCCCCCUUCUACAUCCGUCUUCUGGCUGACCUGGAAGACUAUUUGAAUCAGCUUUGGGAGGACAAAGAAGGCAAGAAGAAGAUGAACAAGAACAACGCCAAAGCCCUCAGCACCCUGCGGCAGAAGAUCCGCAAGUACAACAGGGAUUACGAGACGGAAAUCACCAGCUAUAAGGAGAACCCAAUGGCGUCAGCGGAUGAGGAGGAGGAGGAGGAGGAGAAAUAUGAGGCUGACUCAGGGUCGUCGUCAGAUAGCGACGAAGUGCCGGGAGUUGCCAAGAGCUUCCUGAAGAAGAAACCGGCUGCCGAGGUGGCAGCGCCUCCGCCGGACCCCAGCAAGUUCCUGAAGGCAGCGGCGGACAAGGAGGCUUCCAGCAGCAGUGAUGAGGAUGACGAGGACUGGGACUCGGACACCGCGGAAAGUGGCAGUGGUAGUGAGGACGAAGAGGGCAAGAAUGCCUCCAUGGCCCAAAUCUUCCUGAAGAAGCCCGGUAGUGAGGCAGAGCGACACACCAGCGAGAAGAAAAAGGAGGAUAGGAAGAAGAGACACCGGCGGAAGGAGCGCCUGGAGGAAGAGGCAGAGGAAGAGGCCCAAGAGGAGGGUGAAGGCGAAUGGGAGAAGGUGAAGGGAGGCGUGCCCCUUGUCAAGGAGAAGCUUCAGAUGUUUGCCAAGGGAACAGAGAUCAACACAACAGUUGUGGUGAAGAAACUCAAUGAGAUCCUGCAGGCCCGUGGAAAGAAGGGAACAGACAGAGCGGCCCAGAUUGAACUCCUCCACGCUCUGGCCAACAUCUCCAACGAGAACAACCUGGGCGAGGGCAUCCUGGUCAAGAUCAAGUUCAACAUCAUCGCCUCCCUGUACGACUACAACCCCAACCUGGCCGCCUUCAUGAAGGCGGACAUGUGGAAGACGUGUCUGGACUGCAUUGACGAGCUGCUGGACAUCCUCUUCAACAACAACAACAUAUUUAUCGGCGAGAACAUUGCAGAGGACAGUGAGAACCUGGCCAUAGCCGACGCUCAGCCAUUCAGGGUGCGCGGCUGCAUUCUGACCUUGGUGGAGAGGAUGGAUGAGGAAUUCACCAAGAUCAUGCAGAACACUGACCCCCACUCUCAAGAGUAUGUGGACAACCUGAAGGAUGAGGGGCGUGUAUGCGGCAUCAUCGACCGCCUGCUGGGCUACCUGGAGACCAAGGGCAGCACGGAGGAGGUGUGCCGCGUCUACCUACGCCGCAUCAUGCACACCUACUAUAAGUUUGACUACAAGGCUCACCGCCGCGCACUGGGCCUCCAGGGAGAGACCAAGUCUGAGCAGGAUGCGGAGGAGAGCGAGGGUGAGGACAGCGCCUUCAUCAUGGACCGCCUGUGCAAGUUCAUCUACGCCAAGGACCGCACGGACCGCAUCCGCACGUGCGCCAUCCUGUGCCACAUUUACCACCACGCGCUGCACUCGCGUUGGUACCAGGCCCGUGACCUGAUGCUCAUGAGCCACCUGCAGGAUAAUAUUCAGCACGCCGACCCACCCGUACAGAUCCUGUACAACAGGACCAUGGUGCAGCUGGGGAUCUGUGCCUUCCGCCAGGGCAUGAUCAAGGACGCCCACAAUGCCCUGCUGGACAUCCAGUCGAGUGGCCGCGCCAAGGAACUGCUGGGCCAGGGCCUGCUCAUGAGGAACAUGCAGGAGAGGAAUGCAGAACAGGAGAAGAUCGAGAAGAGGCGACAGGUGCCCUUCCACAUGCACAUUAACCUGGAGCUGCUGGAGUGCGUGUACCUGGUGUCUGCCAUGCUGCUGGAGAUCCCCUACAUGGCGGCCCACGAGUUUGACGCCCGCCGCAGGAUGAUCAGCAAGCAGUUUCACCACCAGCUGAGGGUGGGCGAGAGGCAGCCCCUUCUCGGACCCCCAGAGAGCAUGCGCGAGCACGUGGUGGCGGCCAGCAAGUCCAUGAAGAUGGGCGACUGGCGCACCUGCCACUCGUUCAUCAUCAACGAGAAGAUGAACAGCAAGGUGUGGGAUCUGUUCCCCGAGACACAGUGUGUACGAGAGAUGCUCGUCCGGAAGAUCCAGGAGGAGUCUCUGAGGACCUACCUGUUCACCUACAGCAGCGUUUAUGACUCCAUCAGUAUGGAGACGCUGAAUGAGAUGUUUGAGCUGGAGCUGCCCACAGUGCACAGCAUCAUCAGCAAGAUGAUCAUCAACGAGGAGCUCAUGGCGUCCCUGGACCAGCCCACCCAGACUGUGGUGAUGCACCGCACAGAGCCCACCUCCCUGCAGAACAUGGCCCUGCAGCUGGCCGAGAAGCUGGGCGGCCUGGUGGAGAACAAUGAGCGCAUCUUUGACCUCAAGCAGGGCGUGUAUGGUGGCUACUUCAACAGAGAUCAGAAAGGUGGCUACCAGCAGAAGCAGGGUGGUUACAACAGAGACCAGAGAGGCAGUUACCAACAGAAGCAAGGCGGUUACAACCGAGAUGGUCAGAGAGGCGGCUACCAACAGAAGCAGGGAGGUUACAACAGAGAUGGCGGCGGUUACCAACAGAGGGGCGGUUACAACCGAGAUGGAGGCGGUUACCAACAGAGGGGCGGUUACAACCGAGACGGAAACAGAGGAGGUGGUGGUGGCUACCAGGGCCAGAACAGGGGAGGCUACCAGGGAGGCGGGGGCUACCAGGGAGGCGGGGGCUACCAGGGAGGCGGGGGCUACCAGGGAGGCGGGGGCUACCAGGGAGGCGGGGGUUACCAGGGAGGCGGGGGCUACCAGGGAGGCUACAGGGGGGGCUACAAAGGGGGCUACCAGAACCAGGAUAGGAGAGACUACUGAGCCAAAGGAACCUGGUGUAACAGAGCCAGCCAGUCUUCAUUCCAAACAUCAUCUUGGGUUACAUCACUUGACAUUGCUCCUCUACUACACUAUUCUCCCUUUGUACCACAUUAAUCCGCUUUCCCUGCUUGAAAACUGUCAGCUUCCGUAUGUAUGAAUACUUUGUAGUGUAAUAUCACUAUUGACUACUCUUUUUGUCGAGUGUGACUGCUUUUUCGACUAAUUGAGUUUUUAAUAAUUGUGUAUUGACAAGAUUACUGCAUUUGCAGUGUGACAGGUUUUCUUUUGGCAGUGUAGUCGGGGCAGAUGUGUCAAGUGACGUUUUUGUCAGUGGUAACCAGCGAAAUAAACAUUAUUGAAUGAA
Messenger RNA from Salvelinus fontinalis (brook trout), 3664 nucleotides. It is a transcript of the gene eif3c, whose product is annotated as eukaryotic translation initiation factor 3, subunit C. The record is from RefSeq and is a predicted model, not a curated record. Gene Ontology annotation, molecular function: translation initiation factor binding; RNA binding; translation initiation factor activity. NCBI's taxonomy places the organism in Eukaryota, Metazoa, Chordata, Actinopteri, Salmoniformes, Salmonidae. Gene Ontology annotation, cellular component: eukaryotic translation initiation factor 3 complex. The transcript has 27 exons. Bases 181 to 3300 code for a protein of 1039 amino acids. Gene Ontology annotation, biological process: translational initiation.